CGACCAGAUGACAGAUAUUAUUGGUAAUGACUUUUCAACUGUGAAAGGAUAUUUUAUAAUUAAUUUAAAAAAGACAAAAAAACAGGAAAGUGAUACAGUUGCUGUAUGUAUGGAAGUGGUAUAUCUCCGAAGCAAACAAAUUGCAAUGUUAUUGUUUACGUAUCGGAUGUUCUGAUGUUCGCUGUGGUAUGUCAGUACAGAAAUGAGUUUGCGUGCAAUAUGGAUCGUUUUACCCAGCAAGGAUGCCGCUUCGCCGUUAUAUGUAAAAUAUUUUCCUACCGUGGAAGCUCGAAGUAAAUCUCAAUUGGGAAGUAAAUAUGUCCCGAUACCAGAUCCAGAAGACUUUGUAAAACUUCUGUUGCUACAAGUGGGGCUUGUUCAUGGAGAUUGUUUUGUCGAGUCAAGGGACGGCUGUGACAAACCAGCUUUGUAUCCGGCAUUUCACUUGGAAGUCGAGAAAGGCACCCUGUGGCCAGUUGUUGUACUAGAGGGCCGAGGCCUCAUGUUCUGUGCCUUGCCACUUGAAGCAGUAGACAUUAACACCUGCAAGUCUCUUGUGAACAUGUCAAGUGUUUCAACAGCUUUGGAAGUACUUCAUGGAUUAUCAUUGUGUACACCUGUAAAUGGGAUCAACCUAACCCCGGGUUCACUUGCACUAGCAGAAAUCAACAAAUAUAUUUCUGUUUCACUUCCAUUCGGACGUCCUGUGUGUUGUGAUCCAGUCAUUGCCUCCCAGCUUACAAUUCCAGCAUCAAAAAGCAAAAUAAAGGCUGCUUCCUUUCAGCAACCUCUGUGGAAUCCAGUUCCACACAAAGGAAAAUCCCAGGUGGUCUUCCAUGUUAGAGAAGAAGUUCGCUCCAUGCAGCAGUUUGGACAGUCAGAAGUGAAGGAUUCAACAGAUGUUUAUGGAGUAGUUACUUGCAAAGCUGAAGUGGAAGGCGUAGCACCAGAAGUAUCCAUUAUCAUGCAGCAGCCCCCAGGACAGACGCUGUCGAUAAGUUCAACGACGGGGAGUGUCGAAACUAAAGGCACAGUGACUCGCAUCCGCUUCAGGCCGUCAGACAAACAGCCGCUGUGCUGCUAUAUCGUGCACAGCAUCUGCGAGCCUCCCAUUAAAGGAGAUCUUGCUGUUAAGGUUAAUGAAAAUGUGGCAGCAGUGAGCCUGAAACUGCAGCUAAGCAGUGACAUGAGAAACGUUUUCCAACAACUUCAGGCAGUUAUACCUUUCCCUGGUUUAGCCAUCUUGAGAGUGAAACCAAACGCAUCACAGGGGAGCAUUACUAUCCGAGCAAAGAAUGAAAUUCUGUGGAAUAUAGGUUCAAAAUUUCCUUCUAAGCCUCCGGAAGUCAGUUUGGACUGCACAGUGCGGCUUCAGAAGGCAACUGACCAGCCGUCACAGCCCGAUUUGGCUUCCAGCACUACUAUGUGUGCAAUGCUGUACUUUAGAACUUCUGACUUCACAUACAGUGGAACGAAGAUUGACCCUCAAACCAUAAUGGUGACAACAGCACCAAAAGUUCGAUGCUCCGCAUCUUCAGAAUUUUUGUCUGGAACGUUUACCAUCUGGAACUCUGAGGGGGAAAUUCCUGUUAUCACCAAUCCUCCACUUGAAGAACUACAGUCUUGUUUGUCAGCACCCUGUGAAUAAUUUGAAAUGCUUUACCAGCAGAAUCAGCACUAAAUAUUUUGGACAUAAGACAAUCAAGAGUCUAAAUGUGUUCCUUAAUGUUUGAAGUCUUCUGUUCUGUCUAAAACAUUGUUUAAUUUAUCAGUGUGAUUGUACUUGUACAUGCAAGCACAAAUACACAAGAGAGACAUUGGUAUCGAAAAACAAUGAUAAACAAUAAAUUUAGACAAACAAAAUUGAAUUUGUUAAAACUUAUGUGCAAGACCUGAAGAACAAGAUGAUGUUUUAUGGAGAGAGUUAACCAUUCACUCAAGCUGGGCAAUAGUAAUAGUGCUGAACAACGUAACGUGGAACUUUACAUGAUGCAAUGAAAGAAAAAAAAAAUACACCACAAAUCUAACAUGGCCAGGAAUGUUGUAAAAAUCAGUAGGAAGUAAAAUGAAUAAAUAUCAAAGAGCACUAUUUUCAUACAUAGUACAUAAUGUCAAAGUUAGUUUGUAUAUGUCUCGUAUGGUUAGUCCAGAUGACACAAAGGACAAAAUAAUAUGUAAAGGAUAUGGAUGUGGUGGAGAGGGAACUGUAGAUUGACGUCACAAGAGAAGGCAUGCAUAGAAUAAAAAGGUGAAUAAAAGCAUUAUUUAUCUUUCUUGAAAGAAAAGUGCAGGGGCUGGUGUGGUUGAGCACCAGUAGACAGUAUAACUAUAUAAACUGUUGAACCUAAUUAGUUUACAGGAAUGUAAGGUAGUAUUAAAAGGACAUCCUUUUUAUGAAGCUCAUAGUCUGGUGCAUGCGGUCCACUGGCACAGUUAGUUGUGUCGGUGUAGUAAGCCAUAGUAUGGCACUCAGAUUCCAUUUGGGUUAGAAUUUUGAGAUAUUUGGGUAGACUUCUUUACGUUCUGUAAAAUAUGGUAUAUGUAAAAGUCUUGCAUGUGUAAUAAAAAUUAUCAUUUAGGAUGCUGGCAUGCCGACUUUAAUUUUUGAUUCAGAGUUGAACAUAAAGAGACUGUAUUUCUAUAAUACAAAAGGUUUUUAUUCAGUCACUUGUAUAUGUAUGUAUAAUGUUUUGUAUUUAUUUUUGUACUGAAGAAAAUAGACUGUUUUCAUAAAU
Schistocerca americana (American grasshopper) is the source of this 2735-nucleotide messenger RNA. RefSeq names its product AP-5 complex subunit mu-1-like. Gene Ontology annotation, cellular component: late endosome; lysosome; cytosol. The record is from RefSeq and is a predicted model, not a curated record. The transcript has 10 exons. Gene Ontology annotation, biological process: endosomal transport. Bases 203 to 1648 code for a protein of 481 amino acids. NCBI's taxonomy places the organism in Eukaryota, Metazoa, Arthropoda, Insecta, Orthoptera, Acrididae.